Molecule: messenger RNA, 1669 nt
Organism: Daphnia magna
Lineage: Eukaryota; Metazoa; Arthropoda; Branchiopoda; Diplostraca; Daphniidae
Product: UBX domain-containing protein 6-like
Cellular component (GO): cytoplasm
Molecular function (GO): protein binding
Source: RefSeq, a predicted model, not a curated record
GUGUUGCAUGGAAAAUUUAUAGUGAAAGAAUAACACAAAGGUUUCUGAAACCAAGUCUCUACGAAAUAUCAAGUGAACAGCUAAAGACAGCAGUUUCAGAGCUCAAACUUCCAGCUGAACACACACCACGCUGGUAGAAAAUCAUAAUGGAUAAGAUCAAGAAGUUUUUUGAAAAGAAGAAAGCUGAUACAAAGUUUAAACUAGCAGGAGAAGGACAUAGACUCAACGAAACAGUCCAGCCACCAACAGUAAACAGAAGUAUUCAAUCCCAGGCUCGUUCAGAGGCUUCAACUAGUGCAGCACAACAACAGGCUGCCGCUGCAGCAUUAGCACGUCUUGAAAAGAAAAAAGAUCCCACCCCUCAGCAAAGAUCUGCAGCAAUAAUACGAGCCCAAGCAUUAAAGGAAUUAGAACUAGAGAAACAGGAUGCCCCUAUUCAAGAACUGUCUCUGUCUGAUAAAACUCAAAAAUUUCUACCAGCAGAUCAAUUUGCUGUCAGUGGGGUUUAUUACAAGUGCCCCCUUGUAGGGCCUGAUGUAUUGCCGAAAAAGGAAAUUGAAAAUUUGAUAAAGGAAUUUCUCUAUCAGCAAUUAGAAUGUGAAGAAGCAGGACUAACUGCAUGUCUUGUUAUACACACCUUGAACAAGCCUCCAGAUAAGGUUCAGCAAUGCAUCGAGACGUUGUUUCGGUAUCUAGACAACAUCGUUCAGAAUCCCACGGAGGAGAAGUAUCACAAAAUCCGUAUCAACAAUAAAAUUUACCAAGAACGUGUUGCUCAACUCGAGGGAGUUCAGCAUUUUUUGCAAGCAGCCGGCUUUCAACUGAAAUCUGUACAAAAUUCCCAGCAAGAAUUGGAGGAUGUCUGGGUCUUAUUAAAUACGCAGCCGGAACACAUCGAAUACAUUAGUAAUUUACGUGAUAGUUUAAUCAGCGCCGAGCCGAUACGUCCUGAAUUAGAUCGAGGACUGCAGAUUUUGAUGCCGUCGCAGGCUGCCAAGCGAGUUGAAUUGCCAUCUGAUUUCUUCUGGCUUACUGCAGAAGAAAUAAAACGAGAACAACAGUUGAAAACUGAGCAGGCUGAGCGAGGGUUAAUGCUACGGACGCGGGCCAUGAGGGAGCGUGACGAGAAGGCUGCAUCACGAAAAUACCGAUUUACUCUCAUCCGCGUUAAGUUUCCUGAUGGUCCAGUGCUACAAGGCACGUUCAAAGUGAAUGAAACCAUGCAAGACGUCCGUCUGUUUGUUUCCGAAGCCCUCCAAGAACCCUUCAUAGAAUUUAGCUUAGUAUCACCAGCAGCUGGUGUUACUAAUCCGGCCGAUGUCCAAAACCCAAGUCUACUUGAUCUUCAGCUAUGUCCAUCAGCACUCUUUCACUUUGCCCCAGCCGUUCCUUCAUCUUCUGGCUACCUGAAAGACGAUUUAAUGAUCCUUAUGCAAUCCAUAUGAUUGUUUCCUGGUUUGUUGCAAAACCGAAAUACUUGUACACUUUCCAAAAAUUCCUAUAUUAGUCACCUUAUAUUGCAUCGCUUCCUGUUUACUACAUAGUAAAAUAACUAAAUUUAUAUUAGAUGUUUAACAGCGACAAUGGAUGUAUUCUUUAAUUGGAUUUUUUGGAAUCCAAGGAUUAAAUCCAUAAUGACUAGGUAAUCAAUACAUAACCGAUAAUUUGA